This is a messenger RNA of Brachypodium distachyon (stiff brome), 444 nucleotides long. Its product is annotated as transcription factor MYB44. Bases 1 to 444 code for a protein of 147 amino acids. Gene Ontology annotation, biological process: regulation of DNA-templated transcription. Lineage: Eukaryota; Viridiplantae; Streptophyta; Magnoliopsida; Poales; Poaceae. Gene Ontology annotation, molecular function: DNA-binding transcription factor activity, RNA polymerase II-specific; RNA polymerase II cis-regulatory region sequence-specific DNA binding. The transcript has 2 exons. The record is from RefSeq and is a predicted model, not a curated record. Gene Ontology annotation, cellular component: nucleus.
AUGUCGGCGGACGGGGGCAAGAAGGCGGCGUGGACGGAGGAGGAGGACGAGCUGCUGGACGCCGGCCGGCCCUUCACGGCCCAGGAGGACGCCGAGAUCAUCCGGAGGCAGCGCGAGUUCGGCAACAAGUGGGCCACCAUCGCGCUGCACCUCGGCGGCCGCUCCGACAACGCCAUCAAGAACCGCUGGAACUCUGCGCUGCGCAAGCAGCUGCCGAUGGUCGCCGGCGCUGACGACGGUCAUCAUCACGACGACGAUGCGGAAGAGGUCGCCGCCGAGGACGACGUCCCGGUGUGUCUCGAGCUGUUCCCAUUGACGGCCGGGAGCUUGAAGGAGGAAGCGGCGGCGGCGGCCGGGGAGGGCGAUGUGGUCACCGACCUGACGCUGGGGUUGCCGGGGGGCGAGGCGGAAGAAGCCGUCGUGGACCUGGCGCUGAGGCUCUGA